CAAUCCAGCUGCUCUGUCCCUCGCAGCUCAUGGAGACCCGAGAUGUUGGGCCGAGCCUGGUGCUUAGCAGCCCUGGUGGCGACGGUGCAGGGGCAGCAAGACAGGAUCCCGCUGAGUUGGUCCUUGGAGUCCCUCUUCGCGCAGCGGCAGGGCGGUAGCUGCGCCGAGGAUAGCGUCAACUUUUUUCUGACGCGGACCUCGCAGGGACCCAAGGGUUUGUCGGCGUCAGAGUUUUCGGCCAUUGAUGCGGUACUCUUCCACCAUCCGUCAGCUAGGGUAGUGCUGCUGUUGGUGGGUGCAGAUCUGGAAGCAGAGAAUCUCUUGGAUCGGUACAUGGAAGAUGGCUACUGCGUUGUAACAUUUCCGAUGAGGAUCGAUUUGAUCAUGACAUUGGUCUACCGAGCGGUUUCCCCAAUGGACAGGUAUGGUCUGAAUGACGAGCAACUGCAGGAACUGUUGGGCCGGGCCGGAGUGGAACCGAAUGGCUUGGCCUUUACGGUGAAUGCUGCGCUAUUUGCCCUGCAGGUGCUCUUUGGGGGGGUGAGUAUGAGCAUGGAUAUGCUUUUGCUGAACCCCUUCGAUUCCUGGCUCCCUGCGCCCUUGUCGCUUCGCCGGGCCGCUGUCUUCCUGGAGAGAACCUUGGAGCCAGAUGUACCACCACCUCCAGAUGUCCUCGAAGAAGAGGAUUUCGAAAAGUCCUGGAACCCAAGAUCACACACCGACCGCGGUGAUGGCAUCACCACAGUGUGUGCCUCUCACGUGGCUCCACGCUCUCUACCGAAGGGCUGUGACUUCGGAAAGCAGAUCCUGCAAGUUUGGCUCGGGGCUUAUGCCCAGCAAGGUACCCUUCAGGCCGUGGAUCCCAUCGUGACCCGACUCUUCAAGAGCUACGUUCGCUCCCGGCGAUGGCCUGAGGACAGCUGCGAGGUGGUCCUUUUGCCAGGAUGGUCCCUGGCGGAGCCUCACUUUGCGGAUGGCUUUCGCUACUAUGGACGCCGCGGGUCUGAGGAUGAGCUUGACGACCGGCCCCACUACCACAGCCAGUUGUACUCGCCGCGCGCGCACCGGGAGCGUGCGGACUGGUCCCUGGUGCGCUCGCUAAAGCUCUUUCUGCCCUUGGACUACGGCCCCCCUUCCUCGCGCAAUGCGCUGCCACGCAGCGUGGUGGAUCUGACGAAGCGGCUGCUGUCGCUGCGGCUGGGACCUGCUGAUGGGCAACCCAUGGGGUUCGGCAUAAAGGGACAGCCAGAGGGGAGAAGGUGGAGAAGUCCAGUGGAUGCCUUGGAUGCGCUGCAGAAUAAUAUGGUGGAGAGCUUCGAUUUGGGCAAGCCCAAGAAGUUGAAACGUGAGGCGGCUCUUCCAGGUGAAGUGGGUGGCUUUCGGACCUUCCGAGAUGUUCGAGUCGUGGGCAGAUCCACUUGCGAUGACCGAAGGAUCAGGGUGAAGAUCUCUGGGGCCUCCAUGGGCUUCUUCUGCCGCCUGGCCGCGCGUGUGGAAGGCGGUGCCACUGAGGGCGGCCCAAUGGCCGCGGAGCAGCUUCAAGUGGCUGCGGCCUGCAGGCAGGCCUUGUCCGUGGACAAGGGAAGCUUCACGAUCACUGGGCUUCCCUCGCAGGUGAACGCUGCAAUUGCCUUGUUGGCCUAUGACCCAGUCCCCUCUCUGGGUGCGCCGCUGUCCUCCAAGCGCCUGACUGAAGCAGAGUUGGCGGCGCACUUUGGGAAUCUGACUUUGGAGCUGGAGGAGGCGUGCUCUUCACCCGAAAACGUCACCCUUGAUGCGUUGUUGGACGACGUGGAGGAGCAGAUGACCGUGGUGGCGCAUUCGGCCUCCCGUUGCGAGCUGCUGGAGCGCCUGGGCGCCUCUUUCCGUGUGCUCUAUCCACGGCUGCCGGUGCUGGUCACCUGCGAAUGCGCCGAAAGCAGCGACUGUGAGGAGCUGCGGCAGAGGCCGCAUGCGAAGAUUCCCAGGAUGGCGGUGAUUGAUGUGCCCUUUGACUUUGGACUUUCCAGGGGGAAGAAACUCUUGGUCUCGCGAGUGGAAACCGAGUUCACUCUGGUCUUGGAUGAUGACUUUGUCAGAUCUCCUCUGUCCUGCCUGGAAUGCAUGCUGUGGCACAUGCGGAGUCAUUUGCACUCCCUGACGCUGCCCUUUGACAUGCUGGGUUUCCCCAUUUUGGAGGAUGAGCGAAACUUUGGGGCUUUUCGUGGAAGCCUUCGCCCCACGCAGAAUCGUUUGUUCUUGGAUCCUAUUGUGGCGGAUGCCUCUGCCGAUGGCUGCACACGCGUUGGCAUCCAUCCCAUGGCUUUCCUGGGGCGCACGGCGCGGCUGCGAGAGUUCAAGUUCCAGGACAACCUGCAGGUGGGCAAGCACGAGCAGUUUUUCUUCUCCAAUCGCUAUUUGGGCCUACAAGCGGCUGUUUGCUUCGACUCCACCUUCCCCCACUUCCGGGUGAAGAUGAAGGGGGCCUACAAGCAACGCCGCGAACGCAUGCAAGAGCUGAUGACAAAAGAGUUCACGAAGAUCGGGUUUCCCAGCAUGAUGUAUCUGCUGCAGAAAUACGAUGCCCUGAGCGGCCUGGACCAUGCGGAGUUCAUCUCCAAAGAUGUGCCGCCUUGGCACAUCUCGCACGACACCUGUGGGCCGCAGGUGGAGCCUCCGGUUGAGUUCGGCAUGUUUUUCGUGGCAAUUUUCUCGACCGCCACCGAUAAAGGCCGCCAGUUUCGGCACAUUCUGCGGGGCGAAGAAUAUUCGGAGGUGUGGCUCGCGAAGCUGUCAGAGUUGGCGGCUGUAAACUGGGCCUUCUUUUUGGAUGAGAAUGCAGCUUCUAGUGGAAGUAUUCAGGAGGAGGAGGCAGAAUAUGGAGACCUUGUCUUCUACCCGGCAGGGACCAGUGUCAACUCUGCGCGCCCCACAGCAGAGCAGUUGCGCUGGUCCUUCGCUUUUUUGCAGCGCUUCCAAUUUCGCUGGCUCUUAGUGACCUUCGAGGCGACCUUCGUGAACACUCCCGUGUUGUUCCAGUCGCUGAGUCGUGUGGAGCAAGCCUGGGCCAAUGCAGCCAGCCGGACGGUGCUGGGGAAGUGGACGGAGCAGGGGCUGGCACCCGAGCUACUCAUCCUGACCCAAGACGUCUUCCACCUCUUGGCUUCGCAUCGCAUGCUGCGGUGGCUGCGCACGGAGCUGACCUUCGGAGACGCCGUGAAUGCCUGGCUGGCACCACUGGCGAUACAGCGGGAGAACAUUCCAGGCAUUUACACAGG
This is a messenger RNA of Cladocopium goreaui, 3257 nucleotides long. NCBI's taxonomy places the organism in Eukaryota, Dinophyceae, Suessiales, Symbiodiniaceae. The record is from the annotation of a GenBank genome assembly.